AUGGCGACGAUGGAGAGCCAGGCGGGGCUCGCGUUUGUUUCUCUGGCGAUUCUCCUCUUCGCGAUCGCUGGAGCGAAUCAGGCUCUCGAUCGAUGCAGCCUUCUCCCGAUCGAUCACUUCUUCCUCUUCAGCAAGCGCGUGAUCACUCCCGCGGGGAUAAUCUCCGCUUCUGUGGAGAUUGACAAUGGCAAAGUGGUAUCGAUUCUCGAGCGGGAAGAGGCGCCAUCCAAGGAGAUAAACGGCGUGCCUGUGAUGGAUUAUGGGAAUGCGGUCGUCAUGCCGGGUCUCAUUGAUGCUCAUGUUCAUCUAAACGAGCCAGGAAGAGAAGAAUGGGAAGGAUUUGUUACAGGAACUAUGGCUGCCGCAGCGGGUGGAGUGACUUCUCUCGUUGACAUGCCUUUGAACAAUUUUCCGACCACUACGUCAAGCGAGCUUCUCAAGUUAAAGCUUGCAAGCGCAGCAGAGAAACUUAUGGUCGAUGUUGGAUUUUGGGGAGGCCUUGUUCCUGAGAAUGCUGCAAAUCUCACGAUCUUGGAAGAACUUCUUGAUAGUGGAGCUUUGGGCCUCAAGUCUUUUAUGUGUCCAUCAGGAAUAAACGACUUCCCAAUGACCACGGGUCAGCACAUACAGGCGGCGUUGCCCGUGUUAGCAAAGUAUGGUCGCCCCUUGCUCGUCCAUGCAGAAAAAGAACAACCCGGGGUUAAAUCCUCUCAAGUGGACAAAGACCCCAGGCUGUAUUCAACACAUCUCGAGUCAAGACCAAAUUCGUGGGAACAGGAGGCUAUACGAGACCUACUAGAUGUUGCAAAAGAUACAGCUCCUGGAGGAAAAGCUGAAGGUGCUCGUGUCCAUAUUGUCCAUUUAUCUGAUGCCGACGAAUCCAUGCAAAUGAUCAAGAAAGCCAAAGCUCAAGGCUUGAAUGUGUCGGUAGAAACAUGCACUCACUACCUGGCAUUCUCGUCGGACAACAUAGGCGAUGGUGAUACUCGCUACAAGUGCGCCCCUCCCAUUCGGAGCGAGGUCAACCGAAAGAAACUUUGGAAUGCUGUGAAUGAUGACUUUUUCGAUCUACUCAGCUCGGAUCACUCUCCGUCUCCCAGUGACAUGAAGUUACCGGAAGAAGGUGACUUCAUGAGAGCUUGGGGUGGAAUUUCUUCGCUUCAGUUUGUGCUUCCAGCGACUUGGACUGCCGGAAUACCUCACGGACUGACGCUGGAGAAGCUCUCAAAUCUGUGGAGCCGAGGUCCAGCGAAACUUGCAAACAUUUACUCCUCCAAGGGAUCUUUAGAACCAGGGAAGGAUGCCGACAUCGUAGUAUGGGACCCGGAGAGCUCUUUCGUGAUCGAUGAAAACUACACCAUUUUCCACAAGCACAAGCUCACACCAUACGCGGGACAAACGUUAUAUGGACGAGUGAUCACUACUAUUGUUCGAGGCCAGCAUGUAUAUCAGGAAGGCCACCAUGCAACGCAACCGUGUGGAAAGGUGCUCCUUGCUAAAUCAACGAGUUAGUUUGAUCAAAGUGAUUAAUGAGUAAAAAAUAGUUAGAAAAUAUUCGAUAAAAAGGGGUCGCCGUUGCCGGGGAUCGAACCCGGGUCGUCCGCGUGACAGGCGGAAAUACUUACCACUAUACUACAACGACUUCGAGCUAUCACACAGGAAAAUUCUAGCUAGAAGUCUGGCUGUUCUAGUUUGGUUUUCUCUUUCGCUUGCUUCGCUUUUUUCUCCCAAUUGCGGCUUCUUCUUCUUCUUCGGGGUAUCUUUCCUCCAAUAGAUCCAUGGAUUUCUACAGCGCAACACAAAAUCGUUCAAGAAAAGAUCAUUCCACCGCCUACCUUGUUCAUCUCCAUGAAGCUCACUCCAUAAAAUGUUAGUGCGGCAGUAGCAACAAUGCCAAGAACAGGCAUUACAAGCACUGAUAAAUCCAUGCCUUAUCUCUUGUUCCCUAGAACCACACAAAACUAUUUGAGAUGAACUGUGAGAAUAAAUGA
Molecule: messenger RNA, 1991 nt
Organism: Selaginella moellendorffii
Lineage: Eukaryota; Viridiplantae; Streptophyta; Lycopodiopsida; Selaginellales; Selaginellaceae
Product: probable allantoinase
Exons: 15
Coding region: 1-1512 (503 amino acids)
Biological process (GO): allantoin catabolic process; purine nucleobase catabolic process
Cellular component (GO): cytoplasm
Molecular function (GO): cobalt ion binding; allantoinase activity; zinc ion binding
Source: RefSeq, a predicted model, not a curated record